AUUUUACCAUGUCCUGCCUCCUUCAUCUUAACUGAGUGGAAAAGGAGAGCGUUGAGGCUGGUGGGUGGAUGAAUACCUUUUUUUUUAAGCACUGCAUAUAUGGCAUGUGGGGUCUUGAAGUUCCCUGACUAGGACCAAUGACCAAACUCAUCCAUACCCCCUGCAGUGGAAAGCGCUGAGUCUUAAUCACUUAACUACCAGGGAGGUCCCUAAAUGAAUACUUUUUGGUGCUGGUAGCCACAUGACUUUGAAACAUGCAUCCCCUUUUAGGCCCACUCUUGAAAACUGAUUUUUCAAGGAAAAAAGAUACUAUUAGUAAACAUGUAGGAUAGAGAACUUUGACUUCCUCUGCCUGCCCUCCCCCACUCCCUACCCCCUGCAAGAGUGGCAGUCAUCUCUGGGCAGAAUUCCUUCAACAAAUAUUAUUGAGGAACUACUGUGUGUCAGGAACUGGGCAGAGAGGAGUAAGACCUGGUUACAAAACCAAGGACUUAAGAAUUCUUCACAGAGGUGAGGGCGUCGGAAGCCAUAAUUCAGUUCAGUUCAGGCACUCAGUCGUUUCCAACUCUGCGACCCCAUGGACUGCAGCACGCCAGGCUUCCCUGUCCAUCUCCCAACUCCUGGCGCUUGCUCUAACUCAUGUCCAUUGAGUUGGUGAUGCCAUCCAACCAUCUCAUCCUCUGUCGUUCCCGUCUCCUCCUGCCUUCAAUCUUUCCCAGCAUCAGGGUCUUUUCCAAAGCCUUAGGGAGGGACAAGUAAUGGAGGAUGUGAUGGCCCAUCAGAUUCCAGAACCCACACUUGGCUGAUCCUGGGAUUCCUCUAGAGAGGGUCUAGAGCAUUUCCUGACCAGUGUGGGGUAAAGCCCACAUCUGUCCUGUCCCUAGGUCUUUACUGCCCCAUCCAGACAGAAACAGAGAAGCCCCCUGGCCGCCUUGGACUGAGAUAAAAUACUUCCCCAGGUCGAAUCAGCUCUCCUUAGAAUGUGAGGGGCCUGGGGCCACUGUCCUGCAAGAAGCAGCCAGAGUCCCCAAGCCCCAGGUGUGUGCAUAGGGCUGGGGCUGAUCACAGGCACCUGGGCCCACCAGGUGGGGGCUGCUCCCAGUGGGGCUGUGGCAAGCUGGAGUGUGGCCGUCACUUUAUCCUUGCACAAGGCCCUUGCCCUUCAGAAACUCACAGUCUAAGCCGCUUAUAUCCCCACAUUUUCAAGCACCCUGGAGUCCGAGAGGGCCACUUUCCUCCCUGUGCCUGUGAAGUGUGGGUCACCUGCCCCCUUCCUGAGAAACCCCGAGAAAGGACUAGAUAGAAGGGCUUCAGCAUUCUGGGCUCCCCACAACCCAGAAAGCCACCAAAGUGGUAUUUCUGGGGUCCGAUGGUGCUGCCCCGGGUGCGCCCCGCCACCUGGCAAGCUCAGCUCGGGGUUGGGGAGCAGAGGAUACCAGGCUCACUGACUUUUGCUUUCAUCUUGGCCUCGCCGCGGGCAUACAGGGCCAUACUUCCCCCACCAGGGAUCCAAUCGUGUCCCCUCCACUGGGAGCACAGAGUCUUAAGCACUGAACCACCAGGGAAGUCCUCACUGGGCUUUUGGGAAGAGCCGACCAGAAGGUAGUGUCAGAAGACCCACAGAGGGGACACAAGGAGCCGACGCUCGCGUCUCCAGGGCGUCCCUUGAUGGUGGAGGGGCGGGGACUGCGGCCAAGCGCGGGGGCAUCUGAAGGUGCUUCUACCCCGACAGUCUCCCACAUAGGCGACCCCUGGCACCUCUGAGCUCCUAAGGGCUCUAGGGGCACGCCUCAACACAACCGCAGGCUUCAGUUACCACUUCCAUCAAGAGGCGGAUCGCCGCCUGCAAGAGACAAAACGCUGGAAGCGGGCAGCGCAGGCACACUCAGCUCAGCGACGGCCCCACCCGCUCGCCGCCUCGCCCCGCCCCUUACCCACCGCCCCGCCCCUUACCCAUCGUCCCGCCCCUUCCGCCCUCUGGGCGGGGCUAAGCGCCGCUUCCCCCGGAAGUCCGGGACCGAGCCGAACGUCCCGCCCAUCUGGGCGCUGCCCCUCCCUCCUACGGCGCGCGGGUGGGUCCUCGUCUCCUGCUCACUAACUUAGGUGUUCAGUCCCAACUCCUACGAGGUCUUGAGGCCCCACCGCGUCUCCCACAGCCCAGUCUCAGCUGCAAGCUGCUGCAGAGCCUGGAGCCAGGAAAGGAACCUGUUUCCCCUCCCUGGCCCCGCGGAAUCAGGUGGGGUCCUCGCCCCUGUCCUCAGCUUCGCCUUCCACACUCUCCCGCCCGCUCCCCGGGGCCCCUCGCCGCCCGCGCAUGGCCCAGAAGCCGAAGGUAGACCCCCACGUCGGUCGGCUGGGGUACCUGCAGGCGCUGGUCACGGAAUUCCAGGAGACGCAGAGCCAAGACGCCAAGGAGCAAGUGCUGGCCAACCUCGCCAACUUCGCCUAUGACCCCGCUAACUACCAAUAUCUGCGGCAGCUGCAGGUCCUGGAUUUAUUCCUCGAUUCGCUGUCGGAGGAGAAUGAGACCCUGGUGGAGUUUGCUAUUGGCGGCCUCUGCAACCUAUGCGCUGACAGGGCCAACAGGGAAUACAUCCUGCAGGCGGGGGGCGUCCCCCUCAUCGUCAACUGCCUGUCCAGCCCCAGCGAGGAGACCGUGCUGUCCGCCGUGACCGCGCUCAUGGGCCUGGGCUCGCCCGGCGCGGGCUCCCACCCCGAGCUGACGGCCCGGCCCGUGGUCCAGUGCAUGCUGCGCUUCUCCCUGUCGGCCAGCGUCCGGCUCCGAAACCUGGCCCAGAUCUUCCUGGAAGACUUCUGCUCUCCCAGCCAGGUGGCCGAGGCCCGCAGCUGGCGAGCGGAUGCUGCCCUGGGGAUCCCCCUGCCAAGGACGGAGGCCCCACAGCAGCCCUGACCCGCUGCCCACCGGACGAGACUGAAACCCGAGUGGGGGCUCCGGGAGAGGCGGCGGUGGCCCGCCCACAGUGCGCCCUCUCUGCUAAUGGCGCGCGCUCGGCCGUUUUCAAGGUGUGCUUUCUCCACGGCAGGUGUUUGCACUGUGAUGAAAGGCCCCUGACGAGCGAGGAAGCCAGGCCUUGAGACGCGUGGACAGGGAAGCCGAAGAUGCUGCCUUUUUCACGGGCCGCUGCUCUCAGCCUCGUGGAGAGGCCCUCGUGCCAGCCCCCCCACCCCCGCCGGGUCCCACCCUCGCGGAGGAAGCAGCGCGGUCCCUGGACUCGCAGCCUUCACAGGUGUUUCUCCGGAGGAACAGAACAGCUGGGCCUGGAGCUUAGGAGAAUUGCCUGAGCUUGAGGAAGGAAGCAUUCUCCCCAACAGAGGUGUCUGGAGUCAUUUUGAGACGCAGAAGUGAGAAGCCUUGUUUUUCAAAGUAUAUCACGGCUCCGGGAAGCUGAGGGUGGUGGCGUGCCCCUAUCUGUGGAGGCUGGGUACCUGCUCCACAAGCUCUCCAGGCUGGGCAUUCGGCCUGAUGGAUGCUGGCCCUGAGAACUCUCUGGCUUAACUGUCGAUCCGCACAGACCUGUCAGCCAGACACCACAGUAGGGCCUCAAACACCAGAGCGUGCCCCCUGCUGUUGAGAGUCCAGCCCAGUGACUGUUACGGUGGCCGUGAGGGUGAUGACACGUUGGACGACAGGCACGGACUCUUCGAGCAGUGUCUCCUCCCCUCCCCACUCCACGGUCUCCGCUUGGAAGCCCUGGCCCGCCUUCUCUGCCAUCAGGGUUGGGGCGGGGGGGGGGGGGGGGGGGGGGCGGUCCCUGUGCCUGGAAGCACGUCUGGGGCUCAGGAGGGCCUUGGGGAUGCAAGGGAGAGGGGACCAGAUGCUGACAUACAGUGCAGGGCUCAGAGCCCAGUGUACCCCGCUCAGCAUGGGGGAAGGGGUGUGGGCCCCCGUGGGAAGCUGGGGUUCGGGAUCAGGGGAAGGUCCUGGCCCCCCUUAAAGCUGACCUCUUACAUGACCAAGGAAAGGUGGCUCCAAGAGGAAUGGUGUCCAGGUGGAUGUGGGGGUGGGUGGAUUGUGGGACUAAUGGACUAAGGAGCCCAGAGGGAGGGAGGUGAAGGCCUCCUCGUCGGCCUGUAUUCCCGCUGCCCCUCAGAGGGUCCUGGCCUUUCCCUUUCCCAAAUAAAAGGCCUUAAGAGA
Molecule: messenger RNA, 4156 nt
Organism: Dama dama (fallow deer)
Lineage: Eukaryota; Metazoa; Chordata; Mammalia; Artiodactyla; Cervidae
Gene: ARMC7
Product: armadillo repeat containing 7
Exons: 3
Coding region: 2315-2911 (198 amino acids)
Molecular function (GO): protein binding
Source: RefSeq, a predicted model, not a curated record